Messenger RNA from Amoebophrya sp. A25, 646 nucleotides. NCBI's taxonomy places the organism in Eukaryota, Dinophyceae, Syndiniales, Amoebophryaceae. The record is from the annotation of a GenBank genome assembly.
CCUCAAGCGGUUGGCGGGAAGCUAUUCACAAGGGGCGUCGUGGUCGGAGCGGAAUGUGACUGCGGAAGUAGAAAAGCUAUGAAGUCAUCUUUCCAACUUCUUAUUUGAGUCCUGAUUUUCUUCCAAGGUCGACCAUCAAGUCAUGUGAUAUCCUUGUACAACUUCUUUCGACCACUUCUAAAAACUAAGUUGACUUUUGAUGAACAAGACAACGAUAUAAUUUCAGCGUUGAAAGAUAGACGCUCUUCUAAUGUUGACGCUGAGUCCCUCUCCUGAUAAUGGCCUAAAGCGGCCAUCCUUGGGUGUGAAAGUGACACGAGUGGCAAGUAAUGAUACAAGAGCACUAGGGAGCGCAAUCUUCUACUCAGGAGAGAGGUCCGAAGACGGGACGUUGUCGUGGAUAGGUAGUUCGGAUGCGGAGGCUGCAGAUCGGCAAGCGGAGAUUGCGGAAGAUGUCAAAAAUCAAGAUCACGGGAGUAAACUCCACAUCGUUAACACGUCUUCGUCGAAAGGGACCGCGUCGAAACAAGGGAAUGUCGUGGCAGCACAUGCGAAAGCAGUUGCAUCAUCAGGUAACAAAGACAAGCGGGGAUUGAGUUCCUCACCUAAAGAUGCAAUCUCAAUAAACAAGGAGAGUGCAAGUGGU